CGAUAACCAUGGAUCCAUCAGUAUCUCCACCAAGCCAUCCCGUAGCAUCCGAUCAGGUCACUAUGGCUGCCGCCGUGCAGAACUUGGCAGCGUCAAUCAAGACCCUGAUCACGUUGAUCGACCAGGAGAGUGACAGACGGGACCCUCAGAGGGAUCGUGAUCGGGCCAGACAGAACGAUCCCAUUCUCAAUGCACUGAACGAGGAGAUCGAGAGUGGGCGACCGGAGACACUCCCCGCAUCGAGUACAGUACAGCUCAUGCCGGAUGAAGAGAUCGAUGCGAAGAACAAGGCCCAUAUGAGCAAGUAUACUGCCUGGUGGGAGGAGUGCGAAUCCACAUCGGUGGAAAAGCAAGCCAUGGAGACUGCAUAUGUUAUCGCUUUUGACCGGUUUCCUACCAUCUAUCGCGUCCUAGGUUGGCACGGGAACGAAGAUAUCCUGUUCACGGGCGAUGUCCUCUCUCGUUACCGUGACAGCCUCCUGGAAGGGCUCUUCGCCAUCGAGCCAUAUCGAAUGAAGCGUAUAUUUGGUCCUUUGGAGCCAUCACGAGCGGCAUUUGAGUCUUCACGGCUGCCUCGGCUACUCUCAAUUCUUGUCCAUCUGGAAGCCCGACGCAAUGAUGCUCUAGAAUGCAGAGAUGGAAAGUGUGUUGAUUGUCGCUACUUCGACGCCGACCAGACGCUCCGGGGGUUGAUUGAAGUCGGGCGGACAUCGCGACUAUCAAGAAUUGAUGGUCCAAAUGAGAUGACCCUUCAGCAGAUUUUGGAUCGAUGCUAUGCUAGACGUAUCUUAUCACAUCCCUGUCCCGACGAGCCCGGCAUUCUUUGGUACCAAUUCCACCUUUUCCGUGAGGUUCGAGACCCACUGUCUCUCACAUUCUAUCUCAGGUACAAAGAUGAGCCGAUCCACAAGUUCUUUGAAAUGGUCAAGUCUCAUAACAGUGUGAUGAACGGCAUUGAGCCAUUCAAAGAGCUUCCUUUGGACGAAUCUACCAGCCCAACCUUUUCGCCGGAGACAUUUUCGGUUCAGUACCUGCAAGAUUUCGGGGGGCUGAAGACUGAAUGGACAGAUUGUUUGGAUGACCAUCUCAAAAUAUUCCCCGAGCGAAAUGCGAUCAGAAUUUUUGCCCAAUCCCCGUUCUUCUACAACGGUCGAGAUCUUCAGAGAAAGGAUUACCUCGGCCCCAUCUACGCCGAGCUCUCUCAAACGUACGCUCUUCUGUUCAGGCCUUCUUCAAAGAAGGGCUUGAGACAGCUGCAUCAGGCGAACAGAUUCGAAGAUAUUUUGGAAAACUUUUACCGCUGUUCACUGCCGCCAGCAAUCCAAGCGGCAUUCAAUAUCGCAAAUCCAUCGUCUAGCAUUCAGGGUAUCGGCUCCUUCGAUCAGAAUAAGGUCACCCCAACCUCCAUGCGAGAGAUACAUACCAUCGCUCCAUAUUAUCCAGAGGACAUAAAGUUCAUGGCAUUUCUACGCUUUGAGUACUUUGAACCUCGUUUGCGUCGACUCAAAACGUACCUGGACAUCCAACAACCACAAACCCUGAAGCAUUUAUGGACUUCUUGGGGCAGCGCCUUCUUUUGUAUUAUCUUCCUGGUGCUUUCCGCUGCGAGCGCAGCCCUACUAGCCAUACGUGCCUGA
This is a messenger RNA of Aspergillus homomorphus CBS 101889, 1637 nucleotides long. RefSeq lists its product as uncharacterized. Bases 9 to 1637 code for a protein of 542 amino acids. NCBI's taxonomy places the organism in Eukaryota, Fungi, Ascomycota, Eurotiomycetes, Eurotiales, Aspergillaceae. The transcript is spliced from 6 exons. The record is from RefSeq and is a predicted model, not a curated record.